CAGCACAAAGACAGAAGCAGAGUGUGAGUGCUCCACGCGAAGCUCUGCUGCUUGACGGUCAGCACCCAAGAGAUGCGACGGCUCGCAGGGUGCCGCUUCAGCAGGAGCAAGCUGUAGGCAGCGAUGGGCGGCAGCAGCGGCACGCAUGCUGGAGCAGAGGGUCCCGACGUGCCUUCCCUCCCCUUGGGCCCCAGCGGUUACUGUGAGGCUCAGCUGAGGAGCCGUGGAGAAUGAGUGGGGCUGCGUUCCCAUCUCCAGCUGCCGAGAUGGCAGAAAUUAAUCGCCUUCAGUAUGAAAUGGAAUACACCGAAGGAAUCAGUCAGCGCAUGAGGGUCCCAGAAAAACUCAAAGUAGCUCCUCAAAAUGCUGACCUUGAGAAGGGCAUCCAAGAAGGAUUUCCAAAUGCCAGUGUAACUAUGCAGGUUCCAGAGCGGAUUGUAGUGGCAGGUAGUAGUGAAGACAUUCCAUUUUCCAGACCACCAGACCUUGACCUUCUUCAGUCUACUCCAUUCAAACCACUGGCAUUGAAAACUCCUCCCCGUGUUAUUUCUCUUAGUGAUCGACCGCUAGACUUUUUGGACCUAGAAAAACCUCCACAGCAGACACCUCAAAGUGAAGAGGUCCGCUCAGUGGGAAGACUGAAGAGAGAACGUUCCAUGAGCGAAAACGCCACUCGACAGAACGGCCAGCUGGCCCGAAAUGAUUCCAUGUGGCACAGAUCAGAUACUGUCCCAAGAAAUAAAAUGCCACGGUUCCAGUCACCUGUUUCGACUAAGGAUUGCACUGUGACACCGUCACUGCAACAGGCUCGUGUCUGUCCUCCCAAUAUGUUACCUGAAGAUGGAACUAAUCUUUACUCUGCUCGUGGCAUUUUGUCGUUUAUCCAGUCUUCCACUCGUAGGGCUUACCAGCAGGUCUUGGAUGUGCUGGAUGAAAACCGCAGGCCAGUGUUACGUGGUGGGUCAGCUGCUACCACUUCCUCUAACCCUCAUCAUGACAACACCAGGUAUGGUCUUUCCAACUUGGAUACUACGCUUGAGGGAACACCGGAUGACAUGACAGUGGUAGAUGCUGCUUCCUUAAGACGACAGAUAAUCAAACUUAAUCGCCGUCUACAACUUCUGGAAGAAGAAAACAAAGAGCGUGCUAAAAGGGAAAUGAUCAUGUAUUCAAUUACUGUAGCUUUCUGGCUACUCAAUAGCUGGCUUUGGUUUCGGCGCUAGACACAGCUCUCGGAAAGAUUUAAUAGUUGAAAAUACAAACAAUUUGCAAAAUUCUUCGUUUCUGUUUCUGAAUUGUAUGCUGUUUUAUAAUUCAUACACUGGAGACUUCCACCAGAGAUAAAGGCCAUAGAAUCGCGGUGUGAAAGGCACACCUUGUUGUUCAGUUAUAGCCUAUUUAAUAGAUUUGCAUUGCAAAUACUUGCAGUAUCCUCCUUUGCAUGCUUCGAUGUAAAUAUGGGUCAGCCGAUAUGAAGUUUGCUUCGUGCCAUGUAAGGACAGUGAUCUACAGGAAUAACCACUGGAUGUUUUGUUGUGGCGGGAAGAGAACAAAUGGAACGGGUUUGGAAAAAAUAUAAAAACAAAGGAAUAAAAAGUAGUUUUUAUCGUUCUGUUGUUAGACGCAAUUAAACAUGAUUGCACUAGUUUUCCUUUAGUCUGAGUAGUUUGAGGUGUGCCGUGUUCAAGGAGUGUGUCCUGUUUCACGAGUAUGUUCCUUGUUUAAGCACAUGUUCAGGUCAAAUAAUAAAAGGUAUUCUUUGCUAACGUGCAGAUUGCCCAGAGGUGUGUAAUAUGUAUUUUUUUUUUUUUUAGCUUUAAUUUUGCAGAUGUUUUUCUAUAAAACACAUUUUUAAGCAAGUCGGUCUGUGCGUGAUCAAAAGAUUAUGGAGUACAAGAUACUGAUGUAGUAUAUUUAAUAAAAAUCUCUC
This is a messenger RNA of Aptenodytes forsteri (emperor penguin), 1930 nucleotides long. It is a transcript of the gene MFF, whose product is annotated as mitochondrial fission factor. The coding region runs from base 231 to 1223 and encodes 330 amino acids. Gene Ontology annotation, cellular component: mitochondrial outer membrane; peroxisome. Lineage: Eukaryota; Metazoa; Chordata; Aves; Sphenisciformes; Spheniscidae. The transcript has 9 exons. The record is from RefSeq and is a predicted model, not a curated record. Gene Ontology annotation, biological process: positive regulation of mitochondrial fission.